Molecule: messenger RNA, 644 nt
Organism: Gossypium arboreum
Lineage: Eukaryota; Viridiplantae; Streptophyta; Magnoliopsida; Malvales; Malvaceae
Product: agamous-like MADS-box protein AGL29
Exons: 1
Coding region: 1-555 (184 amino acids)
Biological process (GO): regulation of transcription by RNA polymerase II
Molecular function (GO): protein dimerization activity; DNA-binding transcription factor activity, RNA polymerase II-specific; RNA polymerase II cis-regulatory region sequence-specific DNA binding
Source: RefSeq, a predicted model, not a curated record
AUGGGUCGGCGAAAAAUCGAGAUGAAAAUGGUGAAGGAUAGUGGCUCGAGGCAGGUCACUUUCUCGAAACGCCGCUCAGGGCUAUUCAAGAAAGCGAACGAGCUCGCUACCCUUUGCGCUGCUCAAGUUGCCAUCGUUGUUUUCUCCCCUGGUGGCAAGCCUUACUCAUUUGGGCAUCCAAGCGUUGAGGCGGUGGCAGAGCGGUUUCUAACUCUGAACCUGAGAUCGAGAGUUUCUAUUCCAAGACAACUUGUUGCUCAGCCUCAGAGAGAGGCAAAAGUUGAAAGGCUCAGUCGACGACUUAACGCCAUUCUCAAGAAGCUGCAGGCAGAGAUGAAGCGAGGAGAGAUGCUCGAUGAGGCAGUCAAGGCGGCUCGUAAAAGAUCCAAGUUCCGAAAACCUAUUAAUGAGCUCAAUCUGCAUGAGCUUAUUGAGAUAAGGAAAGCAAUGGGGCAGCUUCGCGAGAGGGUCAAACAGCGAAUAAGCGAGAUUGAAGCAUCAUCUUCUUUGCUGCUCUUGUCCAAAAUGGCUACAAAACAAGCUGAAUCUAAAUAACUUAGUAGUCAAAGUUGCUACAGACACCAUGCCUUUAAAUCUCUCAAUUAAAAAUAUACAAGUAGAUCAUGGUGUGUUCUUGAAUAGAA